CCUGUUGGAAAUGGGAGAAGGGGCUGAACCUGCGGCAACUGCGUGUGCUUAAAUCGACGCAGUUUCAAUUCCUAGAUAUGUUGCUAAAGACGCUGGAAUGUUUCAUAGUGAGUAACGUUAGCCGUGAACGGGCGGACUUUAUGGGACUACCUAGCUAGGUAAAUAAGUCACUGAUGUUGCAUAGAUAAAACUCAGUACAUAUCAAAGUAACACUAUAAAUUCAAAUUAAUAAGAAUGUGUUAAACCUUUUCGAAAAGUCGAGUAAUAAUGCAGGUGCUGCAGCUGGUGGCAAGCGCUUACGAGGUUGUUCGCUUAAGCGAGUAACCCUGUGCGAAUACAGCAAAGUAUGCGACUGAGUCUGAUCUGUGUUGAGGCUUACCGUAGAAAAGCAUGGGAACAUUUUAGCUGGCUUUGAAUCUUAUUACUGAGGACACCAGCUAGCUGGCUAGCUAAUUUAGCUAGCUAUGCUAGCAACAGUUGUGGUUUUUAACACGUAAUGAAAUUGCAUUUCACUUUCUGAAUAUUGAAGUUAAAAGAGACGCAUAAUUGUCAUAGUUAUUUUAUUUUGGGGGGCUUUGUUAUUGUGAUCCACUUUGCUAUCUUUCUACAUCGAACCUCGAACUAGAUAAAGAGCUAGUUCAGAGAAGGUUGGACAUGAGUGGACAAGCAAAAAGUUCUGUUCAAGGAGGAGAAUCGUAUGCGGCAAAUUCCACCGGACCAAAGGAAAAUGGGCAAAACAAGUCUAAUUCAUCCGGGAUUAGCAAACCACCUCCCGUGGAUCAGAGCGAACAGUCACACGCGUCUGAAUUUACGCAGACGUGGACGCAGUUGGCAAAAACGUUUGUAAUAAUUUUCCCUAUAUACGUAUUGGGUUUUUUUGAGUUCAGUUUCAGUUGGAUUUUAAUUGGACUGACAAUAUUUUUCUGGUGGAGAAAAAAUAAAGGAUGCAAAAACAACAGGCUAAACAGAGCUUUGGCAUUCUUUGAACACGAAGAGAAAGCCGUCAAGCAAAGUUUGCCAAGUUCGGAGUUGCCACCAUGGGUACACUUUCCAGACGUGGAGAGAGUAGAAUGGCUAAACAAGACUGUGAAGCAGAUGUGGCCCUACAUUUGCCAGUUUGUGGACAAGCUGUUCCGGGAGACCAUCGAGCCGGCGGUGAAAGGAGCCAACGCUCACCUCAGCACCUUCUGCUUCUCCAAAAUCGACAUGGGGGACCAGCCCCUGAGGAUUAACGGGGUCAAGGUGUACACCGAGAAUGUCGACAAGCGACAAAUCAUCAUGGAUCUGCAGAUCAGCUUUGUGGGAAACACAGAAAUCGACGUCGACAUCAAAAGGUACUACUGCAGAGCUGGCAUCAAGAGCAUCCAGCUUCAUGGUAUUCUGAGGGUGGUCAUGGACCCGUUGCUUGGAGACAUGCCGCUGGUCGGAGCCCUGUCCGUGUUCUUCCUGAAGAAACCUUUGCUGGACAUUAACUGGACAGGCCUCACGAAUAUGCUGGACAUUCCGGGAUUGAACGGCCUCGCUGACGGCCUGAUCCAGGACAUAAUCUACAGCUACCUGGUGCUGCCCAACCGAAUCACCAUUCCGCUGGUGGGCGAGGCUCAGCUGACACGCCUGCGCUUCCCUAUGCCGAAGGGCAUACUGAGGAUCCACUUCCUGGAAGCCCAAGAUCUGGAGGGGAAAGACAAGUUCCUGGGAGGGCUGAUCAAGGGGAAAUCAGACCCGUAUGGCGUCAUUCAGCUGGGAAACCAGCUGUUCCAAAGCAAGACUAUCAAAGCCACCAUUAAUCCAAAAUGGAACGAGGUGUAUGAGGUCAUGGUGUACGAGCACUCUGGUCAGCACCUGGAGAUCGAGCUGUUCGACGAAGACCCCGACAGAGACGACUUCCUGGGCAGUCUGAUGAUUGAUAUGACAGAGCUUCAUAAGGAACAGAAGGUUGAUCAGUGGUUUGACUUGGAGGAAGUCUCCACAGGGAAGCUGCACCUGUCCUUGGAAUGGCUGUUCCUUCUCUCCACUCCUGAAAAGCUUGAUCAGGCCCUCACAAGCAUCCGUGCAGACAAAGGCCAGGCCAACGACGGCCUCUCGUCCGCGCUGCUGGUGGUUUACCUGGACUCUGCCAGGAACCUGCCGCGAAAUCCUUUUGAAUUUAACCACGAUGGCUUGAAGCAGGCUUCAAUGAAUAAGGCACUCAAGUCUGGAAAGAAAGUGAGCAGUGACCCCAGCCCUUAUGUGCAGUUUACUGUUGGGCACAAAACCUUCGACAGUAAGAUACGGUACAAGACCAAUGAACCACUCUGGGAAGAAGCCUUCUCCUUUCUCAUCCACAACCCCAAAUGUCAGGAGCUUGUGGUUGAGGUGAAGGACGACAAGCACAAGUGUUCCCUGGGAACCCUGAGCGUCCCCCUGCUGCGACUCCUGGAGGAGGAGGACAUGACGCUGAACCAGAGCUUCCCUCUGAAGAACUCCGGGCCCAGCUGCACCCUGAAGCUGAAGAUGGCUCUGCGGAUCCUCUGCCAGGAGAAGCUGACGGCGUCGGACCAGCCGUCCUUGGUGCAGGUGAGGAAGGCCAGCGCCAGCGUACCACCUCUCAGGCCCCCUGUCGCCGAACCGCACCGCCCCGCCAGCGACCACGCCCCCUCCACCUCCGCCUCCGCCUCCGCCCUGGAGCCGCAGCGGUGGGCGGAGAGCCCGGAGCAGGCCUUCGCGGGGAGCCCCGUCCGGCUGGCCGACGCCGGGAGGAGCACCUCCAACCUGGCCAUCUUCGGCUCGCAGCCGCACCUGGCGCACAGGGAGUCCACGCCCAGCAUCGCCUCGGACCUCUCCAUGCCCUUCGCCACCCAGGAGCUGCAGCAGAGGCUGCGGCAGCUGCAGAAUGGGACCGCCUCCAGCCAGUUCCCCCUGGGGGAGAUUCAGCUGACGGUUCGACACAGCUCCCAGAGGAACAAGCUCAUUGUGGUGGUGCACGCGUGCCGGAACCUCAUUGCCUUCACAAAGGACGGCUCAGACCCGUAUGUGCGCAUCUACCUGCUUCCUGAGAAGAGCAGGUCGGGCCGAAGGAAGACCCACAUGCUGAAGAAGACCCUAAACCCAGUGUAUGACCAAACGUUUGAGUUCAGCGUGUCCACAGUGGAGCUGCACAGGAGAACCCUUGACAUUGCUGUGAAGAAUGGAGGAGGACUUCUGUCCAAACAAAAAGGGCUGUUGGGAAAGGUGAUGCUGGAUUUGACACAUGAAGAGAUGGCCAAAGGAUGGACACAGUGGUAUGAUCUUACCGAAGACGGAUUACGAAAAACACACCAGGCCUAGAUGAACACCACCUCACUUAACCAAGGCCUACAUCUGGACUUCAUUAUUUCGGCUUAUACAUAUGGCAAAGAUGAUCAGCUUUUCUAUGGCAUUUCAUUUUAUCUAAUGGGCACUCAUAUGAAAAAUAUGCACAACCGGGAGUUCAAUUUUUUACAAAUAUUAUUUACUUUGAAGCAUUUCAUUUGUUCCAAUGUUCCUUUUCAGAUAUGUGUCUGUGUACUUGUGUUACGGGAAGCAUGAGGUGUUAUAUGUAAGUAAAAUUGCAUAUAUACCACCCAUCAAUUG
Messenger RNA from Anguilla anguilla (European eel), 3591 nucleotides. RefSeq names its product extended synaptotagmin-like protein 2b (gene esyt2b). Gene Ontology annotation, biological process: lipid transport. Lineage: Eukaryota; Metazoa; Chordata; Actinopteri; Anguilliformes; Anguillidae. The coding region runs from base 655 to 3306 and encodes 883 amino acids. The record is from RefSeq and is a predicted model, not a curated record. The transcript has 23 exons. Gene Ontology annotation, molecular function: lipid binding.